CGCCCGCCUGUCCCGGCGUGCCGCGCGCCGCGCACGUGACCCCGCCCCCCAACAUUGGCCGGGCAGGAGGGGCUGGGUCGCCGCCGCGGCCUCACCGGACUGCGGACUGCCCCCGGAGCUGCUAGGAGGUUUGAGCUGUGUACGCAGGUGAGCCGGCGGACUGGGGAGGCGAGAGCUGCCGAGGUGCACCGCGCGCGCGGGAAGCGAUCCCGGAGAGCGCGCACCGGCAGGUGGGCUGGGUCAUCCCUGGCACGUGACCUGAAAGGCCUGGUGGGGCGGGGCCUGCGCAGGCCACACCUCCUUCGUGCAUCAGCGGUGAGUGGGCUUGUAAUCAGAUUUCUGCUUCUUGAGGGUCUAGACAGAUGAGGGCCCCGGGGUGGUGUUGGGCACCCCUCAAAUUAGGGGCAAAGUGGGGGAACACCCACCCACUUACUACCAUGGCAAUAAGAUGGGGGCUGGCACGCCUGGGACCCGAGGCCCUAAAGGAGACUGAAGGGUUCGUGGUUCCUGGGGGGACGCCUCAGAUCGGAGCCUGAAACGAUAGCGUCGAGGCAAAUGAGCAACGAGAUGGGCGGGUUCUGGUCCUAGCUCCAUCCCAAAUGGCAGUGAGAGGUCGGCAAGCCCCAGCCUCUCUCUGGGUCCCCAGAUCCUCACUCAUCUCCCUGGGCUUCGAGGGGCCAUCCGUGGUCCAAGGCCUCAUACCCCCGGUCUGCCGCAGAAUGGGCCUUUCCGCCCCAGCCCGGCUGUGGGGGCCCCCAGGGCUGCUCCUGACCAUCGCCCUGCACCUGGCUCUCGUCCUGCGCCCUUCCAAGGCCUCGGCGCUCCGGCACCGGGACUACUGCGUCCUGGGCGCGGGGCCCGCGGGCCUGCAGAUGGCCUACUUCCUGCACCAGGCAGGGAGGGACUAUGUGGUGUUCGAACGCGCCCCGGGGCCCGGCAGCUUCUUCACGCGCUACCCCCGGCACCGCAAGCUCCUCAGCAUCAACAAACGGUACACGGGCAAGGCCAACGCCGAGUUCAACCUCCGCCACGACUGGAACUCGCUGCUCAGUCACGACCCCCGGCUGCUCUUCAGACACUACUCGCUUGCCUACUUCCCCGAUGCCAGCGACAUGGUGCGCUACCUUGGCGACUUCGCAGACAGGCUGGGACUCCACGUGCUGUACAACACAGCCAUUACCCACGUUACUCUGCACAAGGAUCUACAGGCCUGGAAUGGCCAUUACUUCUUACUGACUGACCAGAAGGGCCAGGCCUGCCAGUGCAGCGUCCUUUUUGUAGCCACUGGUUUGUCAGUCCCCAACGAGGUUGACUUCCCUGGCUCCGAAUAUGUGGAGGGUUACGAAUCCGUGUCUGUGGACCCCAAGGACUUUGUGGGUCAGAAUGUACUGAUCCUGGGCCGUGGGAACUCGGCCUUUGAGACAGCAGAGAACAUCUUGGGUGUCACCAACUUUAUCCACAUGCUGAGCCGCUCCCGGGUCCGGCUCUCCUGGGCCACCCACUACGUUGGAGACCUCAGGGCCAUCAACAACGGCCUACUGGACACCUACCAGCUGAAGUCCCUGGACGGGUUGCUCGAGUCUGACCUCACGGAUCUGGCCAUUGUGAAGGACCAUGAGGGUAAGUUCCACGUCACCCUGAAGUUCUUCCUGGAGGAAAACAACCAGAGUGCAGAGGCCAUCCCCCUCCCCCAGGACGACAAUGACAACUUUGCCAUGCGCGUGGCCUACGACCGGGUCAUCCGCUGCCUGGGCUGGAACUUCGACUUCUCCAUUUUCAACAAGUCCCUCAGACUCUCUCCAGGGGGUGAGUUCAGGAAGAAGUACCCGCUGAUCAGAGCUAGCUAUGAGUCCAGGGGAAGCCGGGGUCUCUUUGUCCUGGGUACCGCCAGCCACUCUGUGGAUUACCGGAAAUCUGCCGGGGGCUUCAUCCAUGGAUUCCGAUACACAGUGCGUGCUGUCCAUCGGCUACUGGAACAUCGCCACCACGGCAUCACCUGGCCCUCCACUGAACACUCCAUCACACAGCUGACCAGCGCCAUCCUCCAGCGUGUGAAUGAGGCUUCUGGGCUCUACCAGAUGUUCGGUGUGCUGGCUGAUGUCGUCUUGUUGAAGGAGAACGCCACAGCAUUUGAGUACCUGGAGGAGUUCCCCAUGCAGAUGCUGGCCCAGCUAGAGGCAAUCACAGGAAGGCAGGCCAGACACGGGCUCUUCGUCAUCAACAUGGAGUAUGGCAGAAAUUUCUCUGGACCCGACAAGGACGUCUUCUUUUAUGACCGGUCUGUGGGGCACACAGAAGACGCCUGGCAGUCUAACUUCCUCCAUCCUGUCAUCUACUACUAUAGACACCUCCCCACUGAGCAGGAGGUGACGUUCCGCCCUGCAGAGUGGCCCCUGCCUCGGCCCACAGCCAUCCACCACAUUGUGGAAGAUUUCUUGACAGACUGGACCGCCCCGGUGGGGCACAUUCUACCUCUGAGGCGCUUCCUGGAGAACUGUCUGGACACGGACUUGCGAAGCUUCUAUGCAGAACCUUGUUCUUCCGAAAUGUCAGGGCAGCCGCCUCUUCUUAGACCCUCAGGGAGGGACAAGAUCCAUGGCUACUCAGAGUCCUGCUUCCUGUUUGCCCUAACACGCCAGAAGCUGCCACCCUUUUGCCAGCAGGGGUACCUGAGAAUGCAGGGGCUUGUGGGAACUGAGAGCCUCUGGCGGCAUGGAGUAGAGAGUGGGCUGCUGAGGAACCAUGCCCCUGUGGGUAGCCGCCGGGAGGACAGCAGCCAGCAGCCUGGCAGCCAUGAGCCAGCAGGUCACUCCUUGGCUCCAGGGCCGCAGGUCCAACCUCUCAACAGCAAUAAGGAGGAACUGUGACAGCCAGGCUUCUCCCACCUCGGCCCACAGGUGGCCUCCUCUCCAAAACCCAUGCUCCCACCGAAGUGUGAUUGCCAGAGACAACUCAGAUCAUCCCAGUGUCCACACCAAAGCCACACGGAAGGCACAAGGAGGCUGAAGGGCGGCCAUGCAGUGGUCCCCCUCCUGUUUGGUCCGUGAGUGCCUAGGAGGUGGCGUCUGGAGGGCAUCUGCCAGAUGGGAGCCGCCUUCCACAGGGGACUUGUCUCCAGGUGAACUGUCAUUAAGUGCCAGUUUCGGUUCCGUGCCCAUCAAGUUCCCUGCAGUUCCUGCUCCUGGUCUAGGUGGGCCAGACCCCACCUCCCCGUGGAGGCUUCACACGUGAAUCCUAUCCUCAUCUUCAUAAGUGUUUGUGGCAGGCACUUUAAAACAAAAGCUCGGAUAUCCUCAGCCGUACAGGGCAGGUGAGAUUGUUGCCAAUGGAGACACCAGCUCAGGGAAGGUAGGUGAUGUGUAGACAGUCCCUUUCUGGGGGGCCCUCAAGCCUGUUCCACUCUGCCCACCCCACACGGCCGCUCCCACCACCACCACCUCUGUUCACAACCCAGCGGGGCCAGCACAGCUUAUCGUCACAGACCAGAGGGCGGUCAUCAGGCAGUGGUAGGACAGCUCCCUGCAAAGCCAUCGUACCUAAGCAGGUUUCUUCCUGAGCAGCAGUAGGCAGAGCCAUGCUCCCCCGAAGAGUGCACUCCCCAGCUUACCUCCAGCCCCCGUUUUCUUGUCUUCCCUCUGCUCAGUACCCUUCCCUGCCCCCUGGCCCCCUGAAUGCCUGGCCUCUGGCCUGCCUGAUUACAUUUUGUAAAACUGCCACCAUGCUGUCUUUCUGUGGGAGCUGUUUCAGAAGUGGUUCCCCUGCUGUUUGUACAAAGCCCGGUUCAGGGAGACAUUUAUAAAUGCAUUUGUUUGAUAA
Molecule: messenger RNA, 3816 nt
Organism: Manis javanica (Malayan pangolin)
Lineage: Eukaryota; Metazoa; Chordata; Mammalia; Pholidota; Manidae
Gene: FOXRED2
Product: FAD dependent oxidoreductase domain containing 2
Biological process (GO): ERAD pathway
Cellular component (GO): endoplasmic reticulum lumen
Molecular function (GO): monooxygenase activity; flavin adenine dinucleotide binding
Source: RefSeq, a predicted model, not a curated record